Somion occarium is the source of this 1767-nucleotide messenger RNA. NCBI's taxonomy places the organism in Eukaryota, Fungi, Basidiomycota, Agaricomycetes, Polyporales, Cerrenaceae. The record is from the annotation of a GenBank genome assembly.
CUUCUCGACCCUUGGCGACGGAACAUUAAUCGGUUAUCCACAACACGACACAGACACGACGCGUCUUGAACAGAACCAGCGGCAUCUCUCUCUCCUUGAUCUACGCAGGACCCUUCGCGGGCUCACAUUCCUUCAUUUAUACCCAUAUUCACUUGUAAAAGGUCAUACACUCUUUUCAGCUCCCCUGUUCGGUUUCGCGUACGAUUUGCAAGCUUUCGGAGAAUACUGCCCAUUACUGCCAUGUUCAUCCGUGUCAAGGCUACAUUUGCCUUGCUCUCUCUUCUCUCGUCCGCGACUCUCAUCGCUGCAACCACCUGUAAUAUCACCAAUCCUUGUCCUUCGUCCGCGCCAUGCUGCAGUGAAUUUGGAUUCUGCGGAACUGGAAACUUUUGUCUUGGCGGUUGCAACCCAUUCGCAUCUCGUGCCCUCGACUCAUGCAUGCCAGAACCCGUCUGCCAAAAUGCUGAGCACACCUUCCCUGAUCUCUCUCGCAUCCAUUCAAAUGCGACCUAUUUUGGUGGAAACGCAACCGCAUGGGACUGGGUUGUGGACAAGGGCAACAUCAUCAACACGAAUUCGUCUGGCGGAGAACUCGCGUUGCUUCUCACGGAGACCAACGGGGGAACGAGAAUCAGCUCGACCCGUUACGUUCACUACGCAAAAAUCACCGCCAAGCUAAAGACUGGUCGAUGGGGAGGUGUUGUGACGGCUUUCAUCACGAUGUCAGACAUAAAGGAUGAAAUCGACUGGGAGUUCCCCGGUACUGCAACCACCGAAGCACAGACAAACUUCUUCUGGCAAGGUGUUAUUCCUGAGAAGACGGAUGGCACAACCGAAAAGGGACUCACUGAUACUUUUGAAAAUUACCAUGAUUAUACCAUUGACUGGAAGCCCGAUUCGCUCACUUUCCUGAUUGACGACAAGGCUGUCCGAACAGUCCAACGUUCUGAUACCAUCGGUAGCGACGGCGUCAGUCGGUUCCCUAGCACUCCAAGCCGCAUCCAGCUCAGCAUAUGGCCCGCAGGCAUCAGCUCCUCUCCUCCCGGUACUAUUGAAUGGUCCGGAGGCAUGAUCAAUUGGAAUGAUCCUGACUACACAGCAGCUGGUCACUUCCAAACCUUGGUCAAGUCCGUCGCUGUCGUCUGCCAGGAUCCAAGCCCUCCUGCUGCGAACGUCACUUCCUAUGUCUACGGCAUCAACUCGUCUUCUCUGACUCCCGGCAUCUCGUUCUCUGAUCUGACUACUAUCAACGGCGCAUUAGGUGGAAAAGGACUGAAUAGUGCUUGGAUGACAUUUACAGUGGCUGCCGUUGCCGUUUCACUCGGAAGCAUCCUCUCAUACUAAGCUUUUAGCCCGCCAUAUAGGUCGUUACUAUUAUAUAAUGAUAAUCUCCGAACCCCUUUGUUGCUUGAGCUUGUGGGAGCUCUCGCCACUCGUGCAACAUAAUGGGAGUUAAUAUACGUAUUGUAUUUCUAUCCAAUCGAGAACUUAUCUCAUGAGUAAUUGGGUUCGAGCGUUAAACAAAGCGAAGAUGAGGAAUCACAAGGAAGACACCUUUGAAAUAAUCAUACGCCGAUUUGAGGGUGAAGCUUGCCUUCCCAUACGAGCUUAUGCAGAUCUCUCUGAUGUGUAGGGUGAAUUGUUGUGAGCACCUCCAAGCAACCUGACGUGAUCCAUGCAUUGGACAUACAUUUUGUUAAGUGCAGUUCACACAAGGCCAUCCCAUGAAAACAUCAGUUCAAUGCAGCAUAAACGACUCAGACCCGA